CUCAAACAAUAUUGGUAACCCAGUUGAAAAUAUGGGUUCCCAAAAACUUCAAUGUGCUGUUCUCUUCUUGAUCUUUGCUACACUAAGUUGCUUCUCUUCUAGUUCUAGUUCUAGUUCUAGUUCUCAUCUCCCUACUGAGUACUCCAUUGUUGGACGUGAUUUUGAUGAGCUUGUUUCGGAAGAACGAGUCAUCGAGUUGUUUCAGCGGUGGAAAGCGAAGCAUCGAAAAGUGUACAAGCAUACAGAAGAGGCAGAAAAAAGAUUCAAGAAUUUUAAGAAUAACUUGAAGUAUGUGAUUGAGAAGAAUGCAGAGCGAAAAUCAGGUAAGGGGCAUGCUGUAGGGUUGAACAAGUUUGCGGAUUUGAGCAACGAGGAGUUCAGGGAGAAAUAUUUGACAAAGAUUGAAAGGCCUGCUGGAAAAGCAUUUGGCAAUGUGAAGAGUCGAAAAAAUAGGAAGGUGGAAUCAUGUGAUGCACCAUCAAGCUUGGAUUGGAGGAAAAAGGGAGUUGUGACUGCUAUUAAAGACCAAGGCGAUUGUGGAAGUUGUUGGGCAUUUUCUUCAACUGGAGCCAUUGAAGCGAUAAAUGCGAUAGUCAAUGGUGACCUCAUUAGCCUUUCAGAACAAGAACUUGUGGACUGUGAUACCACCAACGAAGGAUGUGAUGGAGGCUACAUGGAUUAUGCAUUUGAAUGGGUUAUAAGCAACGGUGGGAUAGAUACAGAAGCCGAUUAUCCUUACACUGGUGUGGAUGGUACUUGCAAUACUACCAAGGAGGAUACCAAGGCGGUGACUAUUGAUAGUUACACAGACGUAGCAGAAUCAGAUAGUGCUCUAUUGUGUGCUACUGUUCAGCAACCAAUAAGUGUUGGUAUGGAUGGCUCUGCUAUUGAUUUUCAACUAUAUACUAGUGGCAUCUAUGCUGGUGACUGCUCGGAUGAUCCAGAUGAAAUUGACCAUGCAGUUUUGAUUGUUGGUUAUGGUUCUGAAGAUGGUGAAGAUUAUUGGAUCGUUAAGAAUUCUUGGGGAACAAGCUGGGGAAUGGAAGGAUAUUUUUACCUAAAAAGGAACACUAAUUUAGAAUAUGGUGAAUGUGCAGUCAAUGCAAUGGCCUCUUACCCCACCAAAGAAUCUUCUGCUCCAGCUCCCUAUUCGCCUCCACCACCUCCUUCACCACCGCCACCACCAUCACCUCCACCGCCGCCGCCACCUCCACCAUCCCCGCCUCCACCACCACCUCCCUCGCCUUCACCAUCUGAAUGCGGGGACUUCUCAUAUUGCCCCAGUGAUGAGACUUGUUGUUGCAUAUAUGAAUUCUUUGAUUACUGCCUGAUCUAUGGAUGUUGUUCAUAUGAAAAUGCAGUCUGCUGCACUGGAACUGACUAUUGCUGCCCUAGUGAUUAUCCUAUUUGUGAUGUAGAAGAAGGACUCUGCCUCAAGAACUCUGGAGAUUACCUGGGAAUAGCAGCAAAGAAGAAAAAGAUAGCAAAGCACAAGUUCCCAUGGACUAAAUAUGAGGAAGCAGAGAAGAGGAAGAUGUAUGAACCUCUCCAGUGGAAGAGGAACCAAUUUGCUGCAAUGCGCUAAAUGAAUGAACAACAUUUUUAGUCUCUUUUUGAAGUUUGAUGGUUGUGUGACUCUUGCUAUUUCCUUUUUUUUUUGCUUCAGAGAGACAUUCUCUGAAUCUGCAUUGCACAUUUGUUUUAAUGGAAAUUAAACUUAUGCAGCAGGCAAAACUGGAAAGAUAAACAGGGAAGGUUUUGUUUCUCUAAAUUGUUUAUUGGAAGCUGUAAUUUGAAUUUCUAUUGGGAAUAGCUUUGUUUCAUUUAGAUGUCCUGGCUUGCAAGAUUGUGCAAAUGCAAGCCAUUUCAGCAUUGUUUUUAAAACCUUGUAAUAUACUAAGUGAGGUUUAAAAUAAGUGAUCUGUUACUGCA
Mangifera indica (mango) is the source of this 1932-nucleotide messenger RNA. RefSeq names its product low-temperature-induced cysteine proteinase-like. Gene Ontology annotation, molecular function: cysteine-type endopeptidase activity. The transcript has 5 exons. The coding region runs from base 32 to 1585 and encodes 517 amino acids. Gene Ontology annotation, cellular component: lysosome. NCBI's taxonomy places the organism in Eukaryota, Viridiplantae, Streptophyta, Magnoliopsida, Sapindales, Anacardiaceae. The record is from RefSeq and is a predicted model, not a curated record.